CUGUGCCUAGCAGUGCUGCAGUGUAUGACGGCUCCUGUGUGGCUUUUCUGGGGUUGUUGCUUAUUUUAUCACUGUCAUUAUUAAGAGUGUUCAAAAUCGUCUUUGGUGAUUUUGCUUUCUGCCAUCUCUCUCCCCUCCGGAUACGUUUGUGGUGGUGGCGGCAGCAUCUAUAGAGCUUGGCAGGAAGAAAAAACAUUGCUUUAGAGGAAGUGCCUGCCAUUAACUCUUGAGACAGGGCAAUGACGGAAUUUCUCUUCUGCUUUAGCUGCUGCAUUGGUGAACAACCCCAACCGAAACGGCGACGACGAAUUGACAGGAGUAUGAUUGGGGAACCAAUGAAUUUUGUACACACUGCACAUGUUGGUUCAGGAGACACAAAUGCAGGAUUUGCAAUGGGUGGAUCUUUUCAGGAUCAAAUGAAAUCAAAAGGUGGUUACACCCCUGGAAUCUCAGAAGUGGCACUUUAGCAUUUAGCAGAAGAUGGUAUCAGGACCAGUUAAAUGCACAAAUGGACAUCUCAAAUGAAGACGGAGAGCCUGUGCAAUAAAACAUAGAUUGUGAGAAAGUGCAUUAAUGCCUUUCUUUUAAUCAGUAAUGGGCUUCCAGCAGUUCAAUGCAAAACUGAAAAUGUGACGUGUCCUAAUUUAUAAUUCUGCUUUUAAACAUUUCCAGCACAACUCAUUCCGCAUUUGUAUUAGUGUAAUGUGCAUGGCACUUGCAGUUUUGUAUGGUUUUGUCUAGCAAUGCCCUUAAACAUUUCUCAUUGUUUGCAUUAGCACUUGCUUUGACUGGAGGAAGAAUGAAUGCUAUUACUUCUACUUAUGUACUGAGAAAGGCCAAACUCUGAUACUCCAGUUUAUGCACAACUACAACUCCAAGUAAUGCCAAAGGGACUCUUGGAGUUGUAUUUCUGCCUUAGGUUCUGCUGUUGUUUUUUCCCUGCUCUGUAUUGUUUGUUUGCAUGUUUUUGUUUCACAGUGAGAUUGAAUGAAACCUUAGUUUAAAGCUUUAAUAAGUGUUCCUGCUUUUCACGCAGUCAUCUAUAAAACUUUUGUCCAGAAUCUACCUUAGUCACCUAAUCCUCACCGUUAUGUAACAAGCCUAUAUUUUGUAGAUUGCAGUAAAAUGAUUUAGCAAA
Molecule: messenger RNA, 1138 nt
Organism: Xenopus tropicalis (tropical clawed frog)
Lineage: Eukaryota; Metazoa; Chordata; Amphibia; Anura; Pipidae
Gene: cdc42se2l
Product: CDC42 small effector 2 like
Biological process (GO): regulation of Rho protein signal transduction
Cellular component (GO): cytoskeleton; plasma membrane
Molecular function (GO): small GTPase binding
Source: RefSeq, marked provisional